AUGGCUUCUUAUGAGUACAACGAAAGCAAUCAAAGAGUCCUCUUUGGACAAGACAGCCUUUCCAAGCUCCCCUCCGAGCUCUCCAAACUUGGCUGUUCCAAACCACUCAUCCUCACAACGCCCAGCAAGGCAUCCUACGUGGACGAUGUCGCCAAACUUUUGAGUGGCCAGAUCGCUGGCUCAUUCACGCGAGUCACAAUGCACACGCCCAAAGAGGUCACUGAAGAGGCCUUGAAGCACUCCACAUCUGUCGAUGCCGACUGUUUUGUGUCCAUUGGCGGUGGCAGUGCUGUCGGUCUCGGUAAAGCAUUGUUUGUUCGGACCGGGUUGCCUCAUAUCUGUAUUCCGACUACAUACGCAGGCAGUGAAAUGACGCCGAUCGUGGGCCAGACGGAAAAUAGGGUAAAAGUCACUCACGUUGAUCGCAAGGCAAUACCCGCAGUAGUCAUCUACGAUGUCAAGUUGACGUUGACACUGCCCACAAACAUAAGUGCAACGAGUGGCCUCAAUGCCAUGGCCCACGCUGUCGAGGCAUUAUAUGCUCCAGAUGCGAACCCGAUUACUAGCACGUUCGCCAUCAAAGGCAUACAGACCUUGGCUACAUCGCUGCCCCAAAUAAUGCAAAAUCCCAACGAUAUCACCGCUCGCUCAGAUGCCUUGCUUGGUGCUUGGCUUUGCGGCAAAUGCCUUGCCGGAGCCAGUGUAUCAUUGCAUCACAAACUCUGUCAUGUCCUUGGAGGCACUUUUAAUCUGCCUCACGCCGAAACGCAUGCCAUUAUUUUACCUCAUGCGCUCGCAUAUCUAGCCCCCAGUAUCCCCGGUGUUAUGAAAGAAUUGGCAGAAAACAUCCCGGAUAGCGAUGGGGAUGCUGUCAAUGGCCUGAACAAACUGUCAUCUAAGCUGGGGAUUACUUAUGGCCUCAAGGAUCUUGGAUUGAAAGCAGAAGAUAUUGAAUUGGCAAUCGAAACGCUGCUACGAAAGCCAUUCUGGAGCCCUAGACCGAUUGAGAGAGACACAGUCAGAGAGCUGUUGAAGCGAGCAUGGGAUGGAAAGCCGGCGCAGAUUGCAGAAUGA
Molecule: messenger RNA, 1074 nt
Organism: Trichoderma aggressivum f. europaeum
Lineage: Eukaryota; Fungi; Ascomycota; Sordariomycetes; Hypocreales; Hypocreaceae
Exons: 2
Coding region: 1-1074 (357 amino acids)
Cellular component (GO): mitochondrion
Molecular function (GO): maleylacetate reductase activity; metal ion binding; alcohol dehydrogenase (NAD+) activity
Source: RefSeq, a predicted model, not a curated record